Messenger RNA from Plodia interpunctella (Indianmeal moth), 2119 nucleotides. RefSeq names its product Juvenile hormone Inducible-21 (gene JhI-21). The coding region runs from base 444 to 1880 and encodes 478 amino acids. Gene Ontology annotation, biological process: amino acid transmembrane transport. The transcript is spliced from 7 exons. Lineage: Eukaryota; Metazoa; Arthropoda; Insecta; Lepidoptera; Pyralidae. Gene Ontology annotation, molecular function: L-amino acid transmembrane transporter activity. The record is from RefSeq and is a predicted model, not a curated record. Gene Ontology annotation, cellular component: membrane.
UGGCGGUUUAGUUGAGGAUAUUUUCGUGGUCAUAGCUUUCCACUGUUGGGUUUUGUCGUUUACAGGUUUCCCUUGUUGGUCGUCUCCAUGUGCUCGCGAGGGGUCUUUUCUGCGUCUCUUUCUGGUACGUGCCCAAUUCGCGAGUAUCGACGUCGCCGUCUCAAGUGUAGCGGUCGGCUCGCAAUCCACAAGUCCUCGUGUUCACAUGCGCCGUGGCGACUGUUCGGCCGAGUCGUGUCGCGGAAUUUGACGUUAACAAGUUACCAAUCCGCUCGUAAAAAUGGUAACAGAAAGUGACUCAGUCGUCUAAGAGAAUUCGUGGUGUAUACAGUUGUUAAUGUCCCGCGGGAACAAGUGACAAGAGAGGCGCGUGUUAGCCAUUCAUAGUUCGCUGUAGUAACACGUGCGUGCGUAUACCGGGUGUGUGAUUGAUUUUUUGCGGAAUGGGCGAAGAAUCCCAAAACGGGGACGGUAAAGUUGUGUUAAAACGUAAAAUAACAUUGUUUAAUGGAGUUGGUAUCAUUAUUGGGACUAUUAUUGGCUCCGGAAUUUUUAUAUCGCCGACAGGAGUAUUUUUGAAUACUAAGUCAGUCGCAGCGUCAUUGCUAAUAUGGCUGUUCAGCGGUCUGUUAUCCACCCUCGGAGCUCUGUGUUAUGCAGAACUGGGCACCUCCAUCACCAGGUCAGGUGGCGAUUACGCCUACAUCUACACGGCCUUCGGUCCUCUGCCUGCCUUCCUGCGGCUCUGGAUCGCGCUGCUCAUCAUCAGGCCGACCACGCAAGCCAUCGUGGCCUUGACCUUCGGACAGUACGUCGCCAAGAUCUUCUUCCCUGAAUGUGAACCGCCACAAAAUGCCAUCAGGCUAUUGGCAGCAGUUUGUUUAUGUAUUCUGACCGCCAUCAACUGCAUCAGCGUACGUUGGACGAUGAGGAUACAAGAUGUGUUCACCAGCUCCAAACUCCUAGCGCUGGUCAUCAUCAUCAUCUCAGGAAUCUACUACAUUUGCGCUGGUAACACGGAGAACUUCGAUAGACCUUUUGAAGGUGAAUACAGCGCGGGGAACAUAGCGCUUGCGUUUUACUCUGGCCUCUUUGCUUUUGGUGGUUGGAAUUACCUUAACUUCGUCACGGAAGAACUACAAGAUCCUUAUAAGAAUUUGCCGCGCGCCAUUUGGAUAGCUAUGCCGAUGGUGACUACUAUCUACGUGAUGGCAAACUUGGCCUACUUCGCGGUCGUUUCCAGAAAUGAAAUGAUGUCACUUGCUCCUGUAGCCAAGAUUUUCGGAGACCACUUAUUCGGUGGCUGGAGCUGGCUGAUCCCGGUGUUCGUGGCUCUGUCCACAUUCGGCGGCGUCAAUGGAGUGCUGUUCACGUCAGCACGGCUGUUCGCCACCGGCGCGCAGGAGGGCCACAUGCCCGCUUUCUUCUCCCUCUUCCAUGUGGACAAGCAGACUCCGAUACCAUCGCUCAUAUUCACGUGUUUCUUCUCCCUUGUAAUGUUGACGACGAGCAACGUGUUCGACCUGAUCAACUACUUCUCGCAGAUCCUCUGGUUGUCAGUGGGGGCUUCUGUGGUGGGCAUGCUGUGGCUCAGGCGCGCCAAGCCUGACUUGCCUCGACCUAUCAAAGUCAACAUCGUUAUACCACUACUCUUCCUGAUCGCAAUCGGAUGCUUAGUCAUCAUUCCAGCUAUCACCAAUCCCAAAGACACAGCCAUAGGACUUGCCAUACUCCUUUCAGGUAUACCUGUAUACUACCUUUGUGUAAAAUGGGAUACCAAACCUGACUCCUACAAUAAAUUAUCAACUGGCGUGUUAAGGUUCCUACAAAAACUUUGCUCAUGUAUUUAUGUAGAGUCUUUAGAGAAGUUAUCCGCUUGAAUGACCAGAAAAUGUAUUUUGUCUGUAAAUAGGUACUUCUAUAUACCUACGAAUAUAUAAAGGACCAAUAUAUGUGUAUGACGCUUAUUGUGAUAAUUUAAGACAUAUAAUGGACGAGCUUUUAAUAUAUACUUAAUUACCAAUGCAUUGAAGCAUUAGAAAAGUAGUAGUUAUUCAUAAACUAUGUUUAUGUUGAAAUGAGAUUAAUUGAUAUUUUUAAUAAAGCAAUUCGAAACGUA